AUGAGUUUUACACCACCACCACCACUUGUCUUUGCUGGUGAGAACUACCACAUUUGGGUAGUGAAGAUGAAGACUUACUUGCAAGCACAUGACUUGUGGAAUGUAGUUGAGAAUGACACAAAACCAGCUCCAUUGAGGGCCAAUCCCACUAUUGCACAAAUCAGACAACAUAGUGAAGAGUGUGCUAAGAAGCACAAAGCAAUGUCAUUCAUACAAAAUGGAGUGUCUGAUCUGAAGGAAGAGUUUCUAGGGUCAGACAAAACCAGGCAGCAGCAGUUGAUCAACCUCAAGAGAGACUUUGAGAACUUGAAGAUGAGAGAGUUUGAAACUAUUAAACAGUACUCUGAUAGAAUAAUGACCAUAGUCAACAACAUCAGGCUCUUUGGAAAUGAUUUCAGUGAGGGCAAAAUUGUUGAAAAGGUCAUUACAACCCUUUCUGAAAAAUUUGAAGCAAAAAUCUCCUUAUUAGAAGACUUGAGAGACUUAUCAACCAUUUUAUUGCCUGAGUUGAUAAAUGUUCUAUAUGCACUAGAGCAAAUAAUGGCCAAUAGGCUACAGGAGCAUCCUGAAUGA
Gossypium raimondii (Peruvian cotton) is the source of this 573-nucleotide messenger RNA. RefSeq lists its product as uncharacterized. Bases 1 to 573 code for a protein of 190 amino acids. NCBI's taxonomy places the organism in Eukaryota, Viridiplantae, Streptophyta, Magnoliopsida, Malvales, Malvaceae. The transcript is spliced from 2 exons. The record is from RefSeq and is a predicted model, not a curated record.